Molecule: messenger RNA, 1947 nt
Organism: Acanthochromis polyacanthus (spiny chromis)
Lineage: Eukaryota; Metazoa; Chordata; Actinopteri; Pomacentridae
Gene: glt8d2
Product: glycosyltransferase 8 domain containing 2
Exons: 8
Cellular component (GO): Golgi apparatus
Molecular function (GO): glycosyltransferase activity
Source: RefSeq, a predicted model, not a curated record
UGGCCAGAGUGAAAUUACUUUCUGUGUGCAAACAUAUAAACUGUGUUUCAGUUAAUCGGGUUCUCCUGGGUCUGCUGGUGCUGAUGGUGUGUCUUCUCCUGCAUAGUACUCUGCUCAGAGCCUCCACUCGACCCACACUCUCAGAUCACAGGAAGCGUCUCAACAGUGUAGCACAGGUUUCCUCGGUGGGAGCGUCAGAGGUGGAUGAUGUCGUCCCCGUCAUCAUCUGUUCAUCCGAAGAGCAUAUGGGUGCAACCAUGGCAGCCAUCAACAGCAUCAUCAGCAACACAGAUGCCAGUGUUUUCUUCUACAUUGUUACUCUGCGUGAUGCUGUCAAACUUACCAGGAGGUACAUACUGAAGUCAAAACUGAAAGGUAUCCAGUAUAGGAUACUGGAAUUUAACCCGAUGGUUCUACAAGGAAAAGUGAAACCAGAUUCAUCCCGACCUGAUCUCUUACAUCCACUCAACUUUGCGCGUUUUUACCUGCCUCUGCUCGACAUCAGCCAUAAGAGGGUGAUAUACUUGGAUGAUGAUGUCAUUGUGCAGGGUGACAUCAAGGAUCUGUUUAAUAUCAAACUGAAACCAGGACAUGCUGCUGCUUUUGCCACAGACUGUGAUCUUCCCUCCACACAUGAGAUGGUGCGCAGCAUCGGCAUGCAGCUCGUCCCCUAGACAACCUACAUGGGCUUCCUGGACUACAGGAAACAGGAAGUUAGAGACCUGGGCAUCAACCCCAGGGACUGCUCUUUCAACCCUGGAGUGUUUGUAGCAGAUAUGAAAGAGUGGAAGAAACAGAAGAUCACCAAACAGCUGGAGAAGUGGAUGGAGGAGAAUUUCAGGCAGAACAUAUACAGCAGUGCUAUGGCAGGCGGUGUGGCAACUCCACCCAUGCUAAUAGUGUUUCAUGAUAAAUACACAACACUGGACCCCCUGUGGCAUGUCAGACACUUGGGCUGGAGUCCAGAUGCCAGCUACUCAGACAGCUUCAUCCAGGGGGCGCAUCUGCUGCACUGGAACGGCCCAUUCAAACCGUGGAAUUACCCUGCUGUCCACUUGGAUCUAUGGGAGAAGUGGUUCAUCCCAGAUCCUUCUGGAAGAUUUACCUUGGCAAGACCUGAGAGUGAUAGCUGAAGUCUGCAGAAUAUAAAAUGCCAGAGACUGUCGGGGGCAGAAACAUGUGAAAUUCAAAACUUUCUUGGAUGAUAAUAGAAGGUGUGAUAGGAAACAUACAAUGAAUGCACAGAGUGGAUAUAAGAGAUGGACAUAAUGAUUCAGUGACCCGUCAUGCCACCACUGACACUUUUGCUAAUGUGCAGCAGGGGGCGACUCUUCCGGUUCUCAUACUGUAGAGACAUCCAGUAAAAAAUGACUGUACUUCUCACCUGAUUUGCCACUAUAGUAAGCAUUUCCUUAAUGAGUUUACGAUCUAAAUUGCUAAUUAUGAGACUUUCUGACUACAGCACUAUGUUUAUAUUGUCAAUGAUGGCUCUGCUUAGAGUAUAAUAAAGUCCACAAUCCAAUGGAUGACAUCAUGGUAGCUCGGUCGAGCUUUUAUAUAAACCCAAUGUGAUUAAACGGACAAAAUACAACACAUCAGCUGUCCAGAAUGAUGUUGAUUUGUCUCACUCAGCUCUUGGCAAGAAAAGUAACACAUGAGAGUACAGUCUAAGAGAGAAUGGAAUAAUAAGAAAUGUCCAAUGGGAGCAGUAUUGUAUGAGAAACAGUGACAGGAUUGGUGUUGUAUGUGUGAGAUGUAAAAUGUGAUGAAAUGCAAAACUGUGACUAAUCUAGACCAUGCUGUAUUUGCAUGUUGUAUUGAAGCUGAUGGAUACCUGCACAGCAUUUAGAAUGUUCCUUGAAGUGCAAAUGAAAGUAAGACACAAGGACUUCUUUUUUGUGUGUUUGUAAAUUGUGCUAAACCUGAAAUAAAAUGUCGUCAUUCCAA